GCAGAAGCUUUGGAAACUUGUAACAGCAGUGGCAAUGAACUUAAUGAUGUUGAGGAUAGGGAAAUAAGUAUUUUGAGAUCUAAGGAAGCGGAUAACGUAAUUACAAGGUUGAUGCAGGCAGUUCCAGAAGUAACAACUCAUUGGCCACUUGUAUAUAUUGAAAACUCAAUAAGAACAAAAAGAAGACGGAAACAAAUGCAUGAUACAAUUAGUUCGGAUAGUAAUUCUGAAACUUUUGGAAGUGACUCUGAAGUUGAAAUUGCUGAAAGUUACAAUAUCAUGUCCUUAGAAAACUUGAACAAUACUAUUAAGCAAUUGAAAAAAGAAAUCAAAAGUAAUAAACAUAGUGAGAUAGUAAAGGCACAUCUUUAUACAAUGCUGUCCUAUUUUCAUCUUGUAGAGCAUGGUCGUAAAAGGAUUGAGCCAAGCAUUAUUGUGGCAGAAGCAGCUGAAAAAGGUGUUUAUCAUGCUCGAAUGUAUAUGGAUGGAUAUAAGCGUACAGAUGUGGUGGCUUAUUGUGAAAGGUUUUUGGAAAGAAUGGUGAAAUUUGAAGCACAUAUAGUGGUUUUUUCUAGUGAAAAUAUAGAAGAAGAAACUAGACCAGAUUUUGAUGAUAUUAUUAUUUUGCAACCACUUUGUAAAAAAGGCCAAGGACAGUCAGUUCAUAUAAGUGAAUUUCUCACUAAUAUUGGUGGGCGUUUAGCAUUACAUUAUAAAAAUCCUAAUCUUUAUGGUGAAUCAAAGGGUCUAAAGCAAAUAUUGGGUGAGAGAGGAUUGUGGCGUGAUGAAAUGAGAUUAGCAUGUAAAAGAGGGUGUGAACAAGGAAGAACUGAUUGUGCAAUAGAAUGA
Racocetra fulgida is the source of this 849-nucleotide messenger RNA. Lineage: Eukaryota; Fungi; Glomeromycota; Glomeromycetes; Diversisporales; Gigasporaceae. The record is from the annotation of a GenBank genome assembly.